AUGCAGUGUCAGAGGAUUAAGCUCUCCGUUCGUUCAGAGAACAGUACAGAGAGGGGGCAUGGAGAUGGUCAGCCUGUGGUGAUCCUUCUAGGUUGGGCAGGCUGCCAGGACAAAUACCUGGCCAAAUACAGUGCAAUCUACAGUCAGAAGAAUCGCUCUAAAGCCUCUCUUGGUCUGAAGAGUCGUUGGGAGUGAGUGGCGAGUUCUCUUGUCAU
Molecule: messenger RNA, 215 nt
Organism: Pygoscelis adeliae (Adelie penguin)
Lineage: Eukaryota; Metazoa; Chordata; Aves; Sphenisciformes; Spheniscidae
Product: transmembrane protein 53-like
Exons: 3
Coding region: 1-195 (64 amino acids)
Source: RefSeq, a predicted model, not a curated record